Rhizopus microsporus ATCC 52813 is the source of this 1090-nucleotide messenger RNA. RefSeq names its product proteasome subunit alpha. The transcript is spliced from 5 exons. Gene Ontology annotation, biological process: proteasome-mediated ubiquitin-dependent protein catabolic process. NCBI's taxonomy places the organism in Eukaryota, Fungi, Mucoromycota, Mucoromycetes, Mucorales, Rhizopodaceae. The record is from RefSeq and is a predicted model, not a curated record. Gene Ontology annotation, cellular component: proteasome core complex, alpha-subunit complex; proteasome core complex; nucleus. The coding region runs from base 36 to 764 and encodes 242 amino acids.
CUCUCUCUUUUUUUUUCUCAUACUUCUUUAUAAAAAUGUUCUUAACUCGCUCUGAAUAUGAUCGUGGUGUAAAUACCUUUUCACCUGAAGGUCGUCUUUUCCAAGUAGAAUAUGCAAUUGAAGCCAUUAAACUUGGUACAACUGCUAUUGGUGUUCAAACUUCUCAAGGCGUUAUCUUGGCUGUAGAAAAGCGUGUAUCUUCUACAUUAUUGGAACCUAGUUCAAUUGAAAAAGUUAUGGAAAUUGAUGAGCAUUUAGGCUGUGCUGUUAGUGGAAUGACAGCUGAUGCAAGAACAAUGAUUGAACAUGCGCGUGUUGCAGCUCAGAACCAUCGUUUUACAUAUGAUGAAAAGCUAAAGGUUGAAAGCGUCACUCAAAGUGUUUGUGAUUUAGCAUUGAGAUUUGGUGAAGGUGCUGAAGGUGAAGAAUCAAUCAUGAGUCGUCCUUUUGGUGUUGCAUUGCUUAUUGCUGGUGUUGAUGAAAAUGGACCUCAGCUUUUCCAUGCUGACCCUUCAGGCACAUUUAUGAAAUAUCAAGCAAAGGCUAUAGGAUCUGGAUCUGAAGGUGCUCAAACAGAGCUUCAAAAGGAAUAUCAUAGAUCAAUGACAUUGCAAGAAGCAGAGACUCUUGCAUUAAGCGUUUUAAAAUCAGUCAUGGAAGAGAAAUUAAACAAGACGAAUGUUCAAAUUGCAUCAGUUACACCCGAACAAAGUUUUAGAAUCUAUACCGAGGAAGAAUUACAAGAAAUCAUCAACAGAUUGUAAUCUCCUUGUACUUUUAUUAUAUCAUCCUGCGCCCUUGAAUAAAAAGAAAAAAAAAGAAAGGAAUUGGCACUUUAUUGUUUAUAAAGCAUUGAUAAUCGCUGCGAGAAGAAAGAUGACUACAUCAAGAGAAGAGUAUUCCACUUUACUUUUCGUAUUCUUGUGGAACAUGAUUAUGCAUAAGUUGUCUUCAGCACUAUGAAAUGCUCCGGGUAAUGAUUGUUGAAUUGUUGAUCCAAGACACAUGUCUUUUUUUUAAAAAAAAAUCGGAAGUUAUUAUUAAUACUAGUUGUAUUGACUGUAACUUGCUGAGGGAGACGCCAAAUAAG